AUGCUACUACUUCUCAUGGUCGCAGUUUUCGCUCUCCUGGUCUAUCCCCUUUGGCGCCUGCACAAGCAGCGCAGCCUGUUCAAGAACCUCCCCGGUCCACCGCAUCACGCUAUCUGGGGACACUUCUUAAUUAUGCGCGAUAUGGCCGCCAAUCUACCACCUAAUACGACACCACACCUACUCACACACUUAAUGCGCGAGCGGUAUGGUCUGGGCGACUUCUUCUAUCUCGAUCUGUGGCCGCUCGCGCCGCCGCAGCUUGUCAUCCUGCAUUCCGAUCUCGCGGCGCAUGUCACGCAGAAGCUAAACAUGCCCAAGGAGUCCGGGAUGAUCCGUCAAUGGACGGGCCAUCUGCUGGGCGAUAAAUCAAUUGUCACGACGAAUGGACAUGAUUGGUUGGUUGCCCGGAAAUCGUUUUCACCGGGCUUUCAGCCCAGGAAAAUUUUGCAGCGCAUCCCGGACACUGUAGAUGAUACGCUGGAGUUUUGCGAGGUGCUCAGGGAUCGGGCGAGGACCGGUGAGGUAUUUGAGAUGGUGGAGGUGUGUGCGAGAAUGGUUUUCAAUGUCUCAGCUAAGGUUAUCUUGCGAAACAAUUGCAGCUCUCAACGAGAGGAUGACGAGUUCCUCGACCUCUUCCGGAAGCAGGUCUCUCUCUGUCCUCAGGACUUCUGGUCAAGAUACCUAUACGACAUCAGUCCCCGUCGACACUACCAGAAAUGGAAGCAUGGAAGAGCCCUCGACCGCUAUGUUGGUCGCGUCGUGGACGAGAGAAUAGCCAACCCUCCGGGUGUAGAUGAGAAGGGCAAGAGCAUUCCUUCCCAUAUCAUUGAUGACGCCAUUGCGUUCAAUCGGCAGAAGAAUGGGUUGAAUAACCAAACAGCGCCUUUGGAUGAGGAAACGCGAGAAAUGCUCAUUACAUCAAUCAAGACACUCAUCUUUGCUGGGCACGAUACGUCUGCCAGCACACUCUGUUACACCUACGCAGCCCUUAGCAAUCACCCGGACGUCCUACAUCGAGUCCGCAUGGAACACGACCACGUCUUCGGCAAAGAUCCCGCUGCCGCCGCGCACCUCCUCAAACAAGACCCCAACCUCCUCAACAGCAUUCCUUACACCCUCGCCGCAAUCAAAGAAGCGCUUCGCCUCUGGCCUCCAACAGGUCUCAGUCCCCGCUGCGGCCACCCCAACCAAACAAUAACAACACCCGAUGGCCAAGCCCACCCCACCCAUCCGUUCGUUGUGAUGAUUAACAACUUCGCCAUCAUGCAUCGUGAGGACCUAUUCAAGGACGCGGAUCGGUUCUACCCAGAGCGUCAUCUGGUCACUGAUCCCACGGAUCCGUACUUCGUGCCCAGGAAUUCGUGGCGGCCGUUCGAGAAGGGAGUGAGGACCUGUUUGGGACAGACGUUGGCGUUGAUGCAGCUGAAGAUGGCAUUGGUCAUGACGCUCCGAUCAUUUGAUUUUGAGUUGGCUUAUGAGAAUGGAAGAUACAUGUAUCAGCUGCUGGAUCUUACGGCAAAGCCGUCGGAAGGGUUACCGACUAAGGUUCGGAUGAGGGUAAAUUGA
This is a messenger RNA of Aspergillus ruber CBS 135680, 1566 nucleotides long. Its product is annotated as cytochrome P450. Lineage: Eukaryota; Fungi; Ascomycota; Eurotiomycetes; Eurotiales; Aspergillaceae. Bases 1 to 1566 code for a protein of 521 amino acids. The record is from RefSeq and is a predicted model, not a curated record. Gene Ontology annotation, molecular function: heme binding; iron ion binding; monooxygenase activity. The transcript has 3 exons.